AUGGAGGCAUUUCCCGAAUUGUACGCGCAGGCCGCAGAUCAUCUAUUGACAGUAGCAGUAGAAGGACAGUUCACUGGUGCAGGCUGGGUCUGGAAUCACGAGGAGCUGUUUUUGAACAGCCAAGCCGGAACAUCAUUUCUGUGGCAGCAGCUACUGGUUUUCUUACAGCAGUUUCAACCUAUGCGGGACGCCAUGGACACUUUCAAGUGGACUCUUAUGACGGAUGGGUGUUUCUCUGUUAAAACUUUUUAUGACAGGUUCAAGGUGAAGCUCUCUUGCCCUACUCUAAACUUUAAUACUGUCUUGGCUAUAAACCAUCUUUGGAAGGUAAAUGUUCCGUCUAAAAUUCUUUGUUUCGGUAGGAGGGUUAUCCUUAAUAGAAUAUCUACUAAGGAUCAAUUGCAUAAAAAGGGAAUAACUGCGGUUAGUAGUGAUUUACUUUGUGUGUUUUGUUCGUUGGAGGAGGAAUCGUUAUCGCACAUUCUAAGGAGAUGUGUGAUCAUGUCGAGAAUUUGGAGGAAAGUCUAUGAAUGGAUGAGAUCCUUGGAGGAGAUUUCUUUGGAGGAGUUUGAGGGGUUUUUCGCGCAUUGUGAAAAGGUUAAGAGUUUAGCUAGAAGGUAUAUUGUAGCAGUCAUUUGGCUAGCUUCGGUUUGGAGCAUUUGGCUAAAGCGUAAUGUCGUCAUUUUCAACGGUUAG
Molecule: messenger RNA, 696 nt
Organism: Vicia villosa (hairy vetch)
Lineage: Eukaryota; Viridiplantae; Streptophyta; Magnoliopsida; Fabales; Fabaceae
Exons: 1
Coding region: 1-696 (231 amino acids)
Source: RefSeq, a predicted model, not a curated record